AUGUCUAAAUCAAAAGGGAUGACAAUGGGCCUUACUAACCGAAGCGGAUUUCCUAGAAGAACAAACGACACUACUAGGCUCAUUAUUACAGCACUUCUAGGAGUUAUCUUUGGAUUUUUUAUUGGUGUCUCAUUUCCGUCCGAUUCCCUUUCUAAGAUUAAUUUCCCCUCUGGGUUCAGAAGUCGUUAUGAUUCAGCGUCAAUAGAUGCAAGAAGAUCUAACACAGGCGAACCUGAAAAUCGUGAGUCGUACAACAUCCCCAAGAUUUAUGUUCCAACAAAUCCCCGUGGUGCAGAGUCAUUGCCUCCAGGAAUCGUUGAGGCAGAAACUGACCUUUACUUGCGGCGAUUAUGGGGUGAACCUAGUGAGGAUCUCAAGAAGAAGCCAAAGUACUUGGUGUCCUUUACAGUUGGUUGGAAUCAGAGGCAUAACAUAGAUGCAGCAGUUAGAAAGUUUUCAGAUGAGUUCACAAUUGUUCUUUUCCACUAUGAUGGCCGGGCUACUGAAUGGGAUGUGUUUGAGUGGUCAAAAACUGCGAUUCAUAUCAGUGUGAAAAGGCAAACGAAAUGGUGGUAUGCUAAAAGAUUUUUGCACCCAGAUGUUAUUGCGUCAUAUGAAUAUAUCUUCAUAUGGGAUGAGGAUCUUGGAGUUGAACAUUUUAAUGCAGACAAAUACAUUCACUUGGUUAAAAAGCAUGGGCUAGAGAUCUCUCAACCAGGUCUUGAGCCCAAUAAUGGUCUCACAUGGCAGAUGACAAAACGGAGAGGUGACCGCGAAGUUCACAAGGAUACAGAGGAGAAACCAGGCUGGUGCAGUGACCCACAUUUACCUCCAUGUGCUGCCUUUGUGGAAAUCAUGGCGCCUGUGUUUUCUCGUAAAGCUUGGCGAUGUGUGUGGCAUAUGAUCCAGAAUGAUUUGGUCCAUGGAUGGGGAUUGGAUUUUGCUCUGAGAAGAUGUGUAGAGCCUGCACAUGAGAAAAUCGGGGUCGUCGAUUCACAGUGGAUCGUACAUCAAGUAAUUCCCUCUCUGGGGAGCCAGGGCAAAUCUGAGAAUGGAAAGGCUCCUUGGGAAGGGGUGAGAGCAAGGUGUAAGAGCGAAUGGUCCAUGUUCCAGGAACGCCUGCUCCGUGCUGAUAAAGCGUACUUCUUGAGCAGCACGAGCCGAUCUGCGACUGCUGAUAAGCAAUACGUGGCUCGCUUAAAGGGGGUUAAAAACUGA
Molecule: messenger RNA, 1218 nt
Organism: Linum trigynum
Lineage: Eukaryota; Viridiplantae; Streptophyta; Magnoliopsida; Malpighiales; Linaceae
Source: the annotation of a GenBank genome assembly